Cutaneotrichosporon cavernicola is the source of this 1230-nucleotide messenger RNA. RefSeq lists its product as uncharacterized. Gene Ontology annotation, cellular component: nucleus. NCBI's taxonomy places the organism in Eukaryota, Fungi, Basidiomycota, Tremellomycetes, Trichosporonales, Trichosporonaceae. The record is from RefSeq and is a predicted model, not a curated record. The transcript has 6 exons. Gene Ontology annotation, biological process: subtelomeric heterochromatin formation. Gene Ontology annotation, molecular function: histone binding; histone H4 acetyltransferase activity. Bases 1 to 1230 code for a protein of 409 amino acids.
AUGAGCGACGAAGACUGGGUCACAGACUCAAACGAAGCCCUAGAGCUUCAGCUCGUGCGCACCGAAGCCGACGACGCCCUCCUGGUCGGUGCGGACCGUGUCGCUGUCGAACCCUUCCACCCGACCUUUACGUACCCCAUCUUCGGGGAUCAGGAGAAGAUAUUCGGUUACCGUGAUCUCUCUAUCAAGUUACACUUUGCGAGUGGGAGCUUGAAGCAGUUCCUCGAGAUUAGUUAUGAUGAGAAGAUCGAGAGCGAGGACACGCCGGCGGAUAACAUCGAGAGCGAGUUGUUCAAGUUCAUCCCUCCCGAUUAUACCAAGAGCUCGACGGCGUUUGAGGCCACUGUGGAAGCGGACGCCGAGUUCACGCCGUGCGGGGAGAAGAUUGCUAGUUACACGCGGGCGGCUGCGACAGCCAAGGGGAAAGGGAAGGCGAAUGGCGACGCCGCACUGUCUCCAGAUGAUGACAACGCGGUUGUGUUCGAGGUGUACCAUACGACAUGGGACACGCCCGGGUUCCGCGAGUACCACCGGCGUAUGCAGGUGUUUCUUCUGCUCUACAUCGAGGGCGGGAGCUAUAUCCAGGAGGAUGAGGACGCGUGGGAAUUCUUCACUCUGUUCGAGCGCCGAAAGCGCGCAGCUGGCGGGUACACCUACCACUUUGUCGGUUACACGUCCGUGUAUCCGUUCUGGCACUACCCCGACCAGAUCCGCUUGCGCCUGAGCCAGUUCGUCAUCCUCCCGCCGUACGAGCAUGUCGGGCACGGGUCACAUUUGUACAACGCGCUCUUCGAGUACAUGCUUGGCCGGCCUGACGUCGCCGAGCUCACGGUCGAGGACCCAGCCGAGGCGUUCGAGGACCUGCGCGACCGAAACGAUCUGCGCUUCCUCGUCAAAGAGGGCGUGCCGGACGACCCAAUGUUCCUUGAGGGGGUUGGCGCCGACAAGCGCGGCAGCAGAUGUGCCUGGGAGGCAGGGUUGCGCCAAAAGUACAAGAUUGCCCAGCGGCAGUUUGACCGCCUACUUGAGAUGCUGCUGCUGCGCCAGCUGGAUCGCAAGGACCCGGCCAAGGUGCGCGCGUACCGUCUCCAAGUCAAGUCACGGUUGUUCCGCUUCAACUACGAAAUGCUCUCGACGAUGACACCUGAGGAGCGGAAAGAAGCACUCGCCAAAACGUACGAGUCGGUCGUGGAAGACUACGAUCGCCUGCUUAAGAUGACGUUCCACUAG